Parnassius mnemosyne (clouded apollo) is the source of this 2202-nucleotide messenger RNA. The record is from the annotation of a GenBank genome assembly. NCBI's taxonomy places the organism in Eukaryota, Metazoa, Arthropoda, Insecta, Lepidoptera, Papilionidae.
UUGAAUGAGGCUAAUGAGCAAAUAACACAAUUUAAAACAUAUAUAGAUAACUUUAAAGCCUCCCAGACUCAAAGCCUGUUCUCUGAGCUUGUGCAAUGUGAUACUUCAAGAAUGUUACAGCAAUCUGCAACAAUAGACUUGACUGGUGACGACUCUUCCACUUCAGGAAACACAGUAAGGAUUAAUUGCAGUAAAACCGAAUUGAAGAAGUAUAUAAAAGUUAAUAAAUACAUAAGGAAAGUACAAAAAUUAAUAAGAAAUAAGAUUAAUACCAAAAAUUAUGUUAAUGUAUGUAAAGAAAAGCAAGCAUUGUUAUAUGAACUUAAGUUGUAUUCAAUUGAGGUGGAUAACAUAAAAAAAUGUUAUGAGACUGAAGUAGAGUGCCUUAAAUCAGAAAUAUUAUCACUUAUGAACUCCCUUCAAACUAUGUCCAAUAAAUAUAAAUCAGCCCAAAAUGAAAUAAAAGAACACAUAUUGGCUAUGGAUAAUCUGGUAAAGACUUGUAAAUAUAAUGAGGAGCGGUUUGACUCCUUAGUUAAAUAUCAAUUUACUGCUAAUCCUAUCCCAGUUGAAUUAGGCGGAUUUGAAAGUUUGAUUUUAAAAUUUUGUGGUGGUGCAAUAACGUCUGUGAAAAAACUAAGAGAUGACAUUAGAUCCUUUUUUUCAUCAUCUACAUGUAAAAUCGAAGAAAAAAGGCAAUGGCUGAAAAAAAUGAUAUCAAAAUUUUUUAGUGACUCGACUGGAACUGUCAUGAAACAUCUUCCUAUAGGUAAAAAAGGAUCAAAUAAUAAAAUAUCAGGUAAUUCAUCAAUUCUAACAACAACUUCAACAACAGCUUCAACAACAACUUCAAGAACAACUUCAAGAACAACUUCAAGAACAACUUCAAGAACAACUUCAAGAACAACUUCAACAGCAACUUCAACAACAACUUCUACAACAACUUCAACAUCAACUUCAACAACAACUUCAACAACAACUUCAACAACAACUUCAACAACAACUUCAACAACAACUUCAACAACAACUUCAACACCAACUUCAAUGCCAAAGAACCAGGUUCGACGAUCAGGACAUAUUGGGACGUUUGACAAUUCAUUAUCAUCUGACAUGAUAAAUCUUCACGGUUUCGUAGCUGAAGUACAUAACGUUGUAACACCUGAUGGAUAUACAUUAACUCUUCAUAGAAUACCAGGACGAAUUGAGCCUAAAGUACGAAAUAAAAAUAGAACAAUAAUUCUACAUCAUGGUUUAUUGGGUAGCUCUAUGGAUUGGAUUUUACUGGGCCCUAAUCGUUCGCUUGCUUAUUUGUUGUCCGAUGCUGGUUAUGACGUGUGGUUAGCUAAUGCCAGAGGAAACAAAUAUUCAAAAACUCACGUAACUAAAAGUGUACGCUCGUCAGAAUAUUGGGAUUUUUCUUGGCAUGAAAUUGGAUUAUAUGAUUUAUCAUCUGUAAUAGAUUACGUGAAGGAAAAUACAUUGGGAAAAAGUCAAAUAUAUUUUGUAGCUCAUUCAAUGGGUGCUGCUGCUCUGACAGUUCUUCUAUCGAAAUCACCCCAAUAUAAUACAGUUCUAAAUGUAGUAAUAUUACUGGCACCACUUGUAUUUAUGCAACAAGCCAAAGGUCCCUUUCGUAUAAUCUCGGAAUUUCAAAGUUUCGAUUAUAAUGCAACAUUGAAGAUUUUAGGCGAAAAUCAAUUCAUGCCGUCAGAAAAAUUCAUAGACGUGUUAUCAAAGAAAUUUUGCAUAGGUGAUGUAAAAUUGUGUGAGAACCCUUUACUUCUACUCUCAGACGGUGGUAAAGCAAUACCUGACAGUAAACGUAUGGAAAAUAUUUUGGCACAUGUGCCAGCUGGAGGUUCUACUAAAACAAUAAUGCAUUUUGGCCAGUUGAUAAACAGUGGUACAUUUGAAAUGUUUGAUGGCGGCUCGACAAUGAAUAUUAAAAAAUAUGGCAUUGCAUCUCCACCGAAAUAUCACUUAAGAGAAGUUAAAUUACCGGUCGCACUUUUCAGUUCGCACGAUGACUGGUUAUCUACAGUACCUGACAUCACUAAGUUUUUAUCUUACAUUCCAAAUCCGGUCGUCCACCACAUUGUGCAAAAGAAGUCUAAAGAAUUCAGUCACUUUGAUUUUGUAUGGGGCGAGGAAGCUCCUGAAUUGGUCUAUAAACACAUUUUUGAUAUCUUGGAUCAAUUUUAA